AUGGGGUACGCGGACGGGCAGGGCGCGGCGGCCAGCUUCUGGUGUCCGAUGGGGGUGGCGGUGGACGGCGCGGGCAACGUGUUCGUGGCCGACAGUUACAACCACCGCAUCCGGAAGAUCUCGGCGGGCGGAGCCGUGAGCACGCUGGCGGGCAGCGGCGAUAUGGGGUACGCGGACGGGCAGGGCGCGGCGGCCAGCUUCUGGUGUCCGAUGGGGGUGGCGGUGGACGGCGCGGGCAACGUGUUCGUGGCCGACAGUUACAACCACCGCAUCCGGAAGAUCUCGGCGGGCGGAGCCGUGAGCACGCUGGCGGGCAGCGGCGAUAUGGGGUACGCGGACGGGCAGGGCGCGGCGGCCAGCUUCUGGUGUCCGAUGGGGGUGGCAGUGGACGGCGCGGGCAACGUGUUCGUGGCCGCGGGCAACCACCGCAUUUGGACAUGCGUUUCAGGCAGUUUUUUCGCACAUCCAGCAUUCACUGCUCACUUUCAUCGUUUCAUUGGUACAGAGCAGGUCGUUGAUUUUUCUCAGCUGAAGCAUGCGGAAUUCAUCUGGGAAGGUAUAGUUCAAGGAUUUGGAAUCGACUGCGCGGGCAUCUCUCAGGAACGAGGGCUUCGAGGCAUUUGCAGGACAGGAGUUGUCGCGAGUGUGAGAUUCGACAGCUAUGCCCAAGGAUCAGGUUCAUCUAAAGCAGCCGCUGCGCAUGAGGUACACUUGAAGCUGAAGCCCAAAUACGAAGAUUAUGGUGGCUACCUGUAUUACCCCAGCUCAUUUAACAAAAAGCGGUGCAGGAAACAGAGAGCGGGGCGUCGUUGCCACGGUGAAUGCGGAAGUCUCAGGAGUAAGCCAAGCGAGUAUUCAUGUUUGGCGUCAUCUUUCAGCUGCCACUUGACUUUGAUUUCAGGUUGGGGUAUCAUGCUGCAAACCGUUGAGCGGGAUGGGAUCCUGGGUGAAGGCCAGGAGGAGGAGGCUGACAUGGCUGCAUCGUUGCGGAUCCCAAUCGUGCAGUGCUGGUAUGAUGAGGACCGCUACGCUUUCAUGUUCAAGGUGCUUGGCUAA
Molecule: messenger RNA, 1056 nt
Organism: Prorocentrum cordatum
Lineage: Eukaryota; Dinophyceae; Prorocentrales; Prorocentraceae
Source: the annotation of a GenBank genome assembly